This is a messenger RNA of Melitaea cinxia (Glanville fritillary), 566 nucleotides long. RefSeq names its product venom serine protease inhibitor-like. The transcript is spliced from 2 exons. The coding region runs from base 53 to 325 and encodes 90 amino acids. NCBI's taxonomy places the organism in Eukaryota, Metazoa, Arthropoda, Insecta, Lepidoptera, Nymphalidae. The record is from RefSeq and is a predicted model, not a curated record.
AUAAGACACAAAUAAUUUAAAUCAUUUCCGUGUUAGCUCACUAGAUACAAACAUGUCACGCCGGCUUCUCUUCGUCUUUGUCAUUUUAUGUUUUGUUUCUGUUGUGGUAACAUCGCCGAUAGAAGAGGCACCGCCGUUGGAUUGUCCAGAAAACGAGCGAUACUACAAGUGUUCUUUGGAAGUAUGUUUUAAGACCUGUGAUCACCUAAAAAGGAAUCCACCAUGUCCAGCUAUAUCUAGCGACUGCUUCCAACCAUCUUGCGAAUGUGAAAUGAGCUACUUGAGAAACAGCAAUGGCGUAUGUGUGCCGUAUGAAGAGUGUUAAAUAAAAGUAUUAUUAUUGCCGUUUUUGAAACUGUUAACCGUCAAAACUUAUACAUCUAUCUAUUGAAAAAUGAAUUGAAAAAUCUUAACUGAAAAUAAAAUAAAAUUAUUUCAAAUUUUAAAAUUUACUUGUACUUUAAUCUACAUAGCUAGGUAUGGAGAAUUAUUAAUAACGUUAUGUUUUGGUUUUAAACUAACAAUAUUUAUUUGUAGUUUCCAUUGUAUUAAAUGCACUUAUUAUA